AGUGUCUCGAGUCUAUUUAGCAGUUUGCUCUCAGUGCAGAAAUGUCCGGAGUCGUGAACGAGCUAUACCCACGCUCAUGUAAAGUGUGUGUCGAAAACUAUCGGUGACGUGUAUAAGAGUCGUAUUCAAUUAUAAAUAUUAUUCGUUUUAAUUUAUCGAAAUAAAUUGUACGCAGAUUAAUAUCACCAACGUAAAUUUAUUAGACGGUGCAUGGAACGUCGUCGGACAUGCAACUUAUGCAACCGUUUCAAAACGGCGUUAUACGCUACAGAGUGUUCAGUUACCAUUACAGUGUGUGCUCGCCAGUCUGCCCAGUGGCAGGUAUUAGUUAUGAUAUAAAUCGUAAAUAUAACAUCAGGGAUGUGUGAACGUGAAUGUUGAAAAACAAAAUUGACAUUGGUGCUAUUUUAAAUUGAAUGCCAAAGAAUCGUUGGAAAUAUGCCAAACUGAAUACAGCUGACUGUAAACAAACAAAUUAAUAUUAAGUAAUAACAUAUUCAUAUUUGUAAAACUAUUUUUCAUUCGUAAAUACAAAUGUCUGGCGCAAACAACCGAGAAAAAUUUGCAAAAUGGCGGAAAAAACGGACUCGAGUGAUAGUGAUAGUCCAAUAAUAGACGACAACGUGAUACGUAUCCAACUCAAGAAGUCUAAUCACAAAAAAUGGGAACUGCGUACAAGAAACCUUUCCCCUGGUAUCAAAUUUCCAAUCAUACAGCUUUUUGAUUCCGAAGGCAAUCUACUGGUUGAAACAAACGAUGAAAACGUAUCAAUCAAAAGUUCUGAUUAUAGUGAUUCAAUUUUAAGAACCAGCCAAUCUUUACGGGAGAAGGAUUAUAGACAUAUAAUUAGACAAAAAAUUGUACGAAAAUAUAAUUCGAUAUCUGGUGAUAAAGUUUAUACGCGCGUAUAUCGUAAUCCUGUUGAAAUAAGUGAUAAUAGCGAAAAAAAUAACAACUGUUACAUAAUAAAAGACGGUAGCAGUGUAGCAAACAUUCCAAGUAAACUGACAGUAAACAACAACUUCCACGAUUUGCAAAUAAAUAGCCUCGACACCACGCCUUUCCAUUCAGAAGGACCGAGUGAAGUGAGCAGCUAUAAAAGUUCCGACAAUGAAACUGGUGAUGAUUUCGCUACUAAUGAUAAAUUGUCCCAGAAUAAGACCGAGAUUUCUGAAAACGGUAUUGAUCCGGUCACGUUAUCAAAACACCCGUCUACUGUAACUUUAAAUCUACUCGAGGAAUCUAACAAAGAAACAUUUGAUAAAACGGGGAAUGUGUAUUUAGGACUUCAAACAUCACAAUCACUCACAAAUGCUACGUUGUCAGAUCAUGUUAAAGGGUGUCAUACAGUACAGCGUUCAAAAUCCAACGCUGUUUACAAGCAUCCCCAAAAUAAAGUCUCUUUUCUCAACACAUACUUAAAAAGCUUACCUGUCCGGACAAGCUCUAAUCCGGAUUGGUUUACCUUACACCUACGCCAAACAUCAACAGUGGCUAAGAAUUCACACGAAGAAACGAAUCGAAAAGAUUCUCCCACACUUAUUUCCGAAAAUACGUGGCAAUCUUGUAAAAUAGACGAUAAUACCGACACUGAUUUUAUGAAUAUUCCAACAGAUGUUGCAGCUGAUUGUGAAAUUAAAAAGCGUUUAAAAAUGUAUAGGCGAGGUAUAUCUGAUAUCGAACACUGGAACGCAACUACAAGUUUGUUUACAAGAAAAAGACGACACUCUGUAAGUGGUGCCUGGCGGAUUACUCGCACUUCUUCGUCUGAGAGUGUUGACGAAGCUGACGUGGUACUUAACCGCUUAAAGAGAAGGAUACUUAAGAACAAGUUAAGAGAGAAACGUCGGAGUGUCGUCACUAAGCCACUUUUUAAUCAGAACGUGUCCGAAGGAACCGAUAGCGAAUCUCAGGAAGAUUGGCGCGAUGAGUGCGGCGGGGCCCUCCUGAGGUCCCGCCUCGCAAUGGGCUCAAACAUCAGCCAGCAUUCCGCUAAGGGCCUAAAAGGACGCCGAGCACGCUCUAGUGGAGAUCUCUGCAAUGGAGAGACGAAAAGUCAGACUGAAUCGUCAGUCUGCGGCUCAGUUGUCGGUGAUGUUAUGGGCUGGAAUCGGUCUCUACCCAACCAUCUGGACGGAAACCGACAUCUAGCGGAUUACAGUCGUGUGAACAAUAAUUAUGGUGAAUUCGGAACUUAUAAUCGGUGCCAUCCGAAAAGCGGGCGUGGUUUGCGCUACCGUGUCUCCAAGUCCGGUUCAGACGCAGAGCCAGUAUGGAAGCUCCAAGAUCCGGGAUUCGAUCAAGGCUAUGGCUCUGAAAGAUCACCGGAGGAAGACUUCGUUCCGCCCAUUGUCCCCCCCAUUUCACUGGAGCAGUAUGAAGCUGAACUAAGGAACGUUUAUCCUUUCAUCACUGAAGAAAACACGUUCACAGUCGUGGUGGAAAAAGAUGGACGAGGAUUGGGAAUGUCGGUUUGUGGUGGAAGCGGUCUCGUAAGGAUAAGAAGAUUGUACCCGCCACAACCUGCCUGGCGUACUGGCAGGCUCGCUCAGAAGGAUCUCCUGUUAUCAGCCAACGGCGUACCCCUUGCUGGACUCAGCACUUACGAGGCUCUUGAAGUUCUUCGCACGGCUUCGACAAGGGUAGAGUUACGAGUGUGCCGGCCGCCAAGCGAUGUCCUCGAGAGUGUCACGCCGCCGGACCCUCCGACCCCCCCAGCUCGGACGCCACACCCGCCACACUUACCCCUCGACCCUCUUAACUGCCAUCCUUUACACGCAAGACUUUCCCAAACAACAAGCAGUGCCACAACAUCAUCAUCCGAGGGGAGAGGACGACGCGAAGCGAGUCCUGAAACAGAGAGAAGAACGCAAGACUUGCACCUACCAGAUCUUGACAGACCUCUGCCAGUAUAUGACAUACAAUAUGGAGAUGACGGAUCUGUGGAAUUCGACAUAAUUAUGACGAAAGUGAAUGGCUCCCUCGGAUUUACGCUUCGUAAGGAAGAUCACAGUGCACUAGGACACUACGUACGAGCUUUGGUUAGGGAACCGGCUCUUAGCGACGGCAGGAUACAACCAGGGGACAGAAUAGUUGCUGUGAAUGACACUCCAAUGUCAAACAUGUCUCAUGCUGAGGCAGUUGCUUUCCUUCGCGCAUGUGACUCCGAAGUUCGACUACGACUGUACCGCGAUCAUGCCGCAACACCACUGUCACCAAUGUCGCCGAAAGAGGAGGGGCCAACGGAUUCUGACGCACCUGUUAAUAGGCCUAAACCACCAUUGAGAGCUGAAGCAGUAUCGAUGCUUUGCGACUUAGCGGCUCGUCGCCUGACGCCGGACGCGGGCGACGGCUCGCGCUCACCAUGUCUGUCGCCGCGCAAACACCGCAAGCUCACUAAGGACAACCACUACGAACUGCCUAAUGAUAUGCCAAGUUACAACGUUACGCUAGAAUCACGCUCUAAACGUACUGAAAGCUUCAAACGAUCCGAAACAAUCGAAUGUUCUAUCGAUAUUUCGGGAGCCGAACGUUCGACGCUCGAUCGUCGCGCAACCAUGGAACGAUCGGCUACCAUCGGAUCGACAACCGUGGAAGUGCCGGCUUCCGUAGAGUCAAAUAGCAAAGAGUGUAUUGCUGUUGAAGAAGUGAAGCGGCAACGCUCAAUAGCACUCACGAGCCCCACAGCUCCGCCUUCUUGUAGAAAACAAAAACUAAGCCUGACAGUGCCCCCACAUCGAUACGAGCUGAACAAUUUAGAUAACGAUACGUUAGACGCACCAAAUUUAUACCAGGAGGACAUAACGUUGCAGCGGUUUACCGAAUCCGCAUUCCCUGUUGAUUCUGACGAACCAGUCUCGAUGCCCGCAGAACUGUCGAGCGACGAACGAUUUAAACACUCAAGUCCGGCCUACCAAAGUGCCGUUUUGCAUACAGCAAGUGAAAGUGCUUCUGACGGACAAAAAGAUGAUGGUAACGGUCUAAUGAAAUGGAAAGGAGUCGCGUUAUCACCUGAUAACGAAAGAAAAGCAAAGUCAAUUCCUAUAGAGGUUCCUUCUAAACCUAAGGAAAUAGAUAUAGCCCAAAAGGAGAAUGUUAAACCUGAACCACCGGUAGAAGCAAUAAGCACAGAACCUACGAUAGUGACAGUGGAGCUGAACCGCGGCUGGAACAGUCGGCUGGGGUUCAGCGUCCAGAGCCAUCCGGAGUCGGGGCAGAGCUACAUCUCGGCAGUAUACAACGACAGCGUGGCCGCGCGCGACGGGCGACUGCGGCGCGGCGACGUUAUACUGCAGGUAAACGAUGAAAACGUGACAUCCAUGAAGACCCCAGAAGUGAUCGACUUGCUGCGAAUACUGCGAGGAUCCAUUUGUAUCACCGUACUGCGGCCACCAAAUAUUCAGUAAAGUGACAUUGGAUAUACAUAAGUAAUUAACGUUAUAAGAAUACGUAUAAUUUAAAUAUAAAUAGAUAAAUCACACGUAGAAAGUUUUUAACAUUUACUCUCAGAUUCAAACGCACAAGAUACUAUUUCAACGAUAUUUUUGGUGAUCAGUAUCGUUAAAACUUCGAAAAAGC
Molecule: messenger RNA, 4578 nt
Organism: Vanessa tameamea
Lineage: Eukaryota; Metazoa; Arthropoda; Insecta; Lepidoptera; Nymphalidae
Exons: 15
Coding region: 570-4406 (1278 amino acids)
Molecular function (GO): protein binding
Source: RefSeq, a predicted model, not a curated record